This is a messenger RNA of Camellia sinensis, 528 nucleotides long. The record is from RefSeq and is a predicted model, not a curated record. NCBI's taxonomy places the organism in Eukaryota, Viridiplantae, Streptophyta, Magnoliopsida, Ericales, Theaceae.
CGUUUAUCUCUCUACCCCUUUGUCUCUCUAAGUUUUAGGGUUUUGAGUGUGAGAGAGAUGGGGCAACAGUCUUUGAUCUACAGCUUCGUGGCUAGAGGAACAGUGGUUCUCGCCGAAUUCACCGAAUUCACUGGAAAUUUCACGAGCAUCGCUUCUCAGUGCCUCCAGAAACUCCCUUCCUCCAACAACAAGUUCACCUACAACUGCGAUGGCCACACCUUCAACUAUCUCGUCGAAGACGGCUUCACUUAUUGUGUCGUCGCUGUGGAAUCUGCUGGCAGACAGAUUCCAAUGGCAUUUCUUGAACGAGUUAAGGAGGAUUUCACCAAGAGAUAUGGUGGUGGAAAAGCUGCAACUGCUGCUGCUAAUAGCCUGAAUAGGGAGUUUGGACCCAAACUUAAGGAGCAGAUACAGUACUGUGUGGAUCAUCCAGAGGAGAUCAGCAAGCUUUCCAAAGUAAAGGCUCAGGUUUCAGAAGUCAAAGGAGUGAUGAUGGAAAAUAUUGAGAAGGUUUUGGAUCGUGGAGAA